AACGUGUACGAUCACCAGGAACGAAGAGAGCUGAGUCAACCGCGGGAAAAAUGGAUUCCGAAGGCCUUAUUCUACGCUUGUUCGAUGUGAAUGCCGUGAAGUUUGGAUCCUUUACUCUUAAAAGUGGGAUUCAAUCUCCUGUUUACUUCGAUCUGAGAGUAAUGGUAUCUUAUCCAGAUAUUAUGGAUGCAGUUGCUGAAACUUUGUUUGAGACGGCAAGAAAGAGUGGAGUGAAGUACAGCGUUCUCUGUGGAGUCCCCUACACAGCUCUGCCCAUUGCUACGUUGAUGGCUGUGAAGCAGAAGGUGCCUAUGGUGAUAAGAAGAAAGGAAGCCAAGUCGUAUGGCACUAAGAAGAUGAUAGAGGGUGUCUUUGAGCAAGGUGAUGUUUGCCUGAUCGUGGAGGAUGUAGUUACUAGUGGGUCAAGCGUCAUGGAAACAUCACAGUCCCUAGCUGAGGUUGGUUUGAAGGUGACAGACGCCAUCGUGCUUCUAGACAGAGCGCAGGGAGGUGCUGCUAGGCUCAGAGAUUCAGGCAUUAACCUCUACAGUGCCUUUGACCUUCCUCGUGUUCUUGAAGUGUUGCAUUCUCAUGGUAAGAUCAGUGCGGAGGUCGUACAGAGUGUGAAGCUAUUCAUUCAGGAGAAUAUGAUCACCAGUCUGCCUCAACAACCAGCCGCUAAGAAACCAAGGAGGGAGUACCUUGGUUACAAAGCCAGGACGGAGCUCUGUGAGCAUCCUGUUGCUAAGCAACUAUUUAGCAUCAUGGAGGACAAGCAAACCAAUCUAGCAUUCUCUGUUGACGUGACAACGUCGAGUCAAGUUUUAGAGUUGGCAGACCAAGUUGGUCCAUACAUCUGUGUUCUAAAGACCCAUGUAGACAUCCUUGAAGACUUCAGUGCUACCUUCAUUCAGUCUCUACAGGACCUGGCUCAGAAACAUAACUUCCUCAUAUUCGAAGACAGGAAGUUUGCUGACAUUGGAAACACAGUGCAGCAUCAGUACUCCUCAGGUGUGUAUAGGAUCUCAGAGUGGUCUCAUAUCACCAACGCACACUCAGUAGCAGGACCAGGCACCAUCAGCGGUCUCAAGGCCGUGGGAGGGGCUAAGAACAGGGCCUGCCUCCUCAUUGGUCAGAUGAGCUCUAGUGGUAACCUAGCAAUGGGAGAUUAUACUCAAGCAACUGUAAAGAUGGCUGAAGAGAACAGUGACUUUGUGAUUGGUUUCAUCUCUACCUCAUCUUUGACCCCUGACCCCAAGUUCAUCCAUAUGACCCCAGGUGUGAAACUUGUUGAAGGGAAGGACAACCUAGGUCAACGGUAUCUGACCCCUUCAGAGGUCAUCACAAACAGGAAAAGUGACAUCAUCAUUGUCGGCCGAGGAAUAUACCAGGCUUCUAAUCCAGGUGAGGUUGCUAAACAAUACAAGGAGGCUGGGAUGAAAGCAUAUCAUCAACUACUAGAAGGAGAGACGGACAGAUGAGGCAGUCAUCUUUAAUAAGCAAUCUCAUUUUAUUUGUAAUCUGUAAUGUCUUCUAAAUGGCCAUAGAGGAGUCGCAAAGUCGGGGAGGGGCAGGGGGAGGGAGCAAACAGCUUCGUUAAUAAUCACAAAGAAACCAACCUGCUGUCAAUACCCUUGUGCUGUUGCCCAUCACUGAUUUUAAUUUCUUGAAUUAUUACAAUGAUGUGUUACACCAUUUGAACAACCAUUUGAACAGGGUUUCUAUAGGCAAUAGGGUAUUGACAUUGCCCUUUAGAAGAUUUCUUUAGGUUAUUUAUAACCUUCUAGUUAUCUUCUCCAGGGAGCUGAGAGGGCAUACAGACUGCAAACAUAAUGUGAUAAUGACUUUCAUGCUCUCUGCAGAAGAUCAGCGCAUCUUAAUUUUGUGCACAGAUUUCUAAGAGAAUUCUGGAUCGGUUUGUGGUCCCCCUGCCUUGGCCCUAAUUCAUUGAAAUUAUGUCAAUAACGCCCCUUUAAUUUGAAGUUACAUUGUAUAAGCAUAUAUUACUGAGCACAAAGUAGUGGUUAAGAGAAAUGUUAAUAUGGUAUACUCAGACCCCCACUUUUUUAUUGUCUUAUUUCCCCAAGAACACAAAGGAGAAAAUGAUAAUUACUGCAUGUAUUGAUACAAAAUGUUAUUUUGACUGACCAAGAAAAUUGUAAGUCCCUUGAAUAUUUUGACAAAAGUACUAGAAAAUGAGCCUGUGAUCAUUGAUGAAUGCAUGAAAUACAUUUCAUCAAAAUGUCAUUUCUCAUCCAGAUUAUAUGAACUGUAGACUGUAGAGUCACUAAACUUUGCAAUGUUGUGAGUGAGCAGACUCUGAAAGAGAGCUCAUAUGGACCAAUUCAAGUGGUUCUCUACCUCUGUAGUUUGCUGUAAAAUGACGAUUUGUGAGAUAUAAUUAUUUUCAAAUUGGCAGAUGAUUCAUAUGUUUGUGAGUCGUGAGUUAUAAAUGUUUAAACUGGCUUUUGUUUUUGCCUAUAAAUGACGCAUUCCACUUUAGGCCACUGCCACAUCAAGAUCUACCAAUGUGUGGUAGUAAAAAAUUCAGGGUAUCACCAAUAUAUGGUGAGUGUUAUACAGUCAAACCUGCU
Molecule: messenger RNA, 2594 nt
Organism: Strongylocentrotus purpuratus (purple sea urchin)
Lineage: Eukaryota; Metazoa; Echinodermata; Echinoidea; Camarodonta; Strongylocentrotidae
Product: uridine 5'-monophosphate synthase
Exons: 11
Coding region: 51-1481 (476 amino acids)
Biological process (GO): 'de novo' UMP biosynthetic process; 'de novo' pyrimidine nucleobase biosynthetic process
Molecular function (GO): orotate phosphoribosyltransferase activity; orotidine-5'-phosphate decarboxylase activity
Source: RefSeq, a predicted model, not a curated record